Molecule: messenger RNA, 4412 nt
Organism: Actinia tenebrosa (Australian red waratah sea anemone)
Lineage: Eukaryota; Metazoa; Cnidaria; Anthozoa; Actiniaria; Actiniidae
Product: DNA-directed RNA polymerase I subunit RPA2
Biological process (GO): DNA-templated transcription
Cellular component (GO): nucleus
Molecular function (GO): ribonucleoside binding; DNA binding; DNA-directed RNA polymerase activity
Source: RefSeq, a predicted model, not a curated record
AUGGCCGCCGAAGAGAAAGAAGAAACAGCGAAGCCCCUUCCUUCUUUAAAAAAAUUAUCAUCAAAAAAUUAUGGUCGACUGUCUGCCGAACAAGAAAAGUCCAUGCAGGAUCUUGUUCGUCCACACAUCGAGUCUUUCAAUUUUAUGUUAGAAGAGGGAUUAUCACUUGCUGUGCAGGGAAUACCACCUAGUGAGUUAAUGACAGCUGGAGGACAAAGAGUAUCUGUGUAUUUCACUGAUGCAAGUAUAGGUGUGCCAACUAUUUCAGACACCAAUGUGUAUUCAUCUCAGAUGAAAAUUUUCCCAACAGAGUGCCGUGAAAGCGGCUCAAGUUAUAAAUCCAAAAUCCAGGUGACAGUACAAUGGAAGGUAGAUAAUGAACCACAAGGAAGUGUAACCAAGGUUAUAGCUUAUGUACCAAUGAUGGUCAAGUCUGAUAAUUGUUCCUUGGCCAGACUUUCCCCAGAAGAAUUGGUACGACACCAUGAAGAAGCAGAGGAAGCUGGUGGAUACUUUAUUAUAAAUGGAAUUGAAAAGAUUAUAAGAAUGUUAAUUUUGCCCAGAAGGAAUUAUCCUCUGGCACUUGUAAGGUCUACGUGGAAAAACAGAGGUCCACUGUACACAGAGUAUGGUAUUCAGAUGCGUUCAGUGAGAAAAGAUGAAACUGCUGUUAAUAUGGUUCUACACUAUCUUUCUGAUGGAAGUGUAACAAUGGCAUUUGGAUUUCAAAAAGAAUUAUUUUAUGUUCCCGUUGUAUUUAUCUUAAAGGCACUUGUAAACACAACUGACCAACACAUUUACAAAGAACUGAUCAGAGGAGAGGAAGACAAUACUUUCCUGAAAGAUUGUGUUGCAACAAUGUUAAGAACUGCACAAGAGGAAGGAGCAACUAAUCAGAGAAAAGUUUUGGAAUACAUAGGUGAGAAGUUUAGAGUGAAGAUGAGACUUCCAGAAUGGUAUUCAGAUGAGGCUGUUGCUCAAUUUCUUAUACAGCAAUGUGUAUGUGUCCAUCUAGAAGCAAACUUGGAUAAAUUCAACAUGCUUACUUUCAUGACACGGAAGCUCUAUUCCUUGGCCUUGGGAAAAUGUGCGCCUGAAUCUGCAGACAGUCCCAUGAUGCAAGAGGUUCUUCUGGGCGGACACUUGUAUCUUAUGGUCUUGAAGGAGAAGUUAGAACAGUGGCUACAAAUAGUUGCAUCGAACCUCACCAAAGCAUCAAAAGUAAAACCCAGACAGUUUGUUGUGAACUCUGCUUCUGUUUUAGCUGCUAUUGCUCACUCAAGUAACAUCACUCAUCAAAUGGAAUAUCUAAUGGCUACAGGGAAUCUCAUAUCUAGAUCUGGGCUUGCAUUACUCCAGGUUUCAGGCUUUACUGUAGUGGCAGACAGGUUAAACGUGUUUCGUUUCAUUUCGCAUUUCCGUUGUGUGCACAGAGGAGCUUUUUUCUCCCAGAUGAGGACAACGUCUGUCAGAAAAUUACUACCUGAGGCAUGGGGUUUCCUGUGUCCAGUCCAUACACCUGAUGGUGCACCUUGUGGAUUACUGAACCAUCUUGCUGCGGCAUGUGAGAUUGUUAAUGUACUGGCACCUGUUGCACAUUUACAUCGUUUGCUUUGCACCCUUGGAAUGAUUCCCCAUGACGCUCCCCUGCCGGGAGACCCUAAAGACUACUACCCUGUGGUGAUGGAUGGGCGUGUCCUCGGGAAUGUGGACAGGGACUUGGCACCAUCCUUGGAAAACAAACUGAGAGUAAUGAAGGUCCUAGGACAAGAAAGGGUGCCACCUCUGAUAGAAGUAUGUCUGGUGCCAAAGACAAAUGUUGCCAGUCAGUAUCCUGCUCUCUUCAUCUUUACCAAACCUGCAAGAAUGAUGAGACCAGUGAUUCAUCUUGCAACUGGAAAAGUUGAAAUGAUCGGUACCUUUGAGCAGGUUUAUAUGGAUAUUGCAAUUAUCAAGGAUGAAAUACACCAAGGGAUUACCACACACUUGGAAAUAAAACAAACAGCAAUGCUGAGUGCUGUAGCCAGUAUGACACCAUUCUCUGACUUCAACCAAAGUCCAAGGAACAUGUACCAAUGUCAGAUGGGUAAACAGACCAUGGGUACUCCUGUACAAGCAUUUAAACACAGAACUGAUAACAAAUUAUACAGAAUACAGACUCCUCAAAGUCCUCUGGUUCGACCCACUACUCACGAUGAAUACUGCAUGGAUAAUUACCCCCUUGGUACUAAUGCUAUAGUUGCUGUCAUAUCUUAUACGGGAUAUGACAUGGAAGAUGCAAUGAUACUCAACAAAUCAUCAUAUGAAAGAGGCUUUGCCCACGGAUCCAUCUAUAAAGCACAGUUUGUAGACCUUAAGCCAAAAAAUGAAAAACAAACAAGUAAUUUACAAUUUGGCUGUCUUCCAAAUGAUGCUCGUACAGAAGGAAGAUUGGACUCGGAUGGACUUCCACCAAUAGGAUCAAAGCUAGAAAAUGGAGACCCUUUCUACAGCUACAUCGACAAUACCACUGGUGAAGCUACCAUCAAGAAGUACACUAAUUUGGAACCUUGUAUUAUCGAUGACGUUAAAAUUCUCGGCAACGAAAUGGGCGAUAAACCGUUGACCAAAGUGUGUAUAAAGUUGCGAAUACAGAGAAACCCUAUUAUUGGUGACAAGUUUUCAAGUAGACACGGGCAAAAGGGAAUAUGCAGCCAAAAAUGGCCAGCGGAGAAUAUGCCCUUCUCAGAGUCUGGUAUGACACCGGAUAUUAUAUUCAACCCUCAUGGAUUUCCAUCCCGUAUGACAAUAGGUAUGAUGAUUGAAAGCAUGGCGGGAAAAUCGGCCAGUCUCAAUGGUCACGUGUACGACGCCACGCCCUUUCAGUUUUCAGAAGAUGAUUCUGCGAUCGAUUAUUUUGGAAAGCUGUUAGUCAAAUCCGGGUAUGACUACUUUGGAACAGAGAGAUUAUACAGUGGUAUUGAUGGACGGGAGUUCGAAGCAGACAUCUUCAUGGGUGUGGUGUAUUAUCAAAGACUCAGACACAUGGUUGCUGAUAAGUUCCAGGUUCGAACAACGGGACCUAUAGAUAUACUUACUCAUCAACCAGUACAGGGUCGAAAGAAACAAGGAGGUAUUCGUUUUGGUGAAAUGGAAAGAGAUGCGCUGCUUGCCCAUGGGACGUCGUUUUUACUGCAGGAUCGACUAAUGAACUGCUCGGACAGAACCGUGGGCCAUGUGUGUUCUAAGUGUGGCAGUCUAUUGAGUUCUGUUCUCGAGAAGCCCACCCAUACAGCAGGAGCAGCACAGGGUGACCGCAAAUGGUACUGCAAGUCGUGUAACUCCAGUGACAACAUCCAAAUACUGGCUUUUCCUUACGUGUUUCGCUAUCUGGUGGCUGAACUAGCAGCCAUGAAUAUCAAAACUUGUUUGGACGUAAAUUCUGUUGGRUCUACAGGCUCGUAAACACAAUUAAAUUAUAAAUAAUGCAGAUUAAUAUACUUAUAAUAUCGCAAAUUUCAAGUGUAUAUAUAUUGUACAUUUUCCAACACUUUUUCUAUAAUAACUUUGUUGUUUCYUACUAUUUUGUCUAUUUUGUUAGAGAGCAUACCAUAUAUCCGUGAAAAUCUUUGUAAGAAAUUGCACAUUGCACAAAUUUGCUCAAAUAAGUAAGUACGGUAGACCUCAGUUGGCCAUAGACCUACAAAACUUUGCACUAAUUUGUACRAUUUUGUUUACUUUUUCACGGUUAUAUGAUAAACACUCUAUACUUUUAGUGCUGUCGGAUAUUCACUAGGGGAGGUUUGCUGGCCUUCAUCUUGAAUCUUCUCGCUUCUGCUACUUCGAAAACCCAAAGCCCGUAAUGUACCUUUAUGCAAAAAGACCCAUAUAUAUUUCAUUUGAUUGUUUAUAAAUCUUGGCUACAAUACACUCUUAUUUUUUCUUAGAGGCUAUACACUAUAUUACGUCACUUUAGCGUCUGCAUGGGUUAGAACUAUAGUAUUUAUCGACUUAAACGGAUUUCUAAUCGAUUUAUCAAAGUAUUGUAGCUUUGUAAGGAAACUUCAAGCUUUCUCCUCAGCUUAAUAGAUUUCAAAAUAGUUUUGUCUUGUUUGUUUUCCCCGGCACAGAAUACGAACAGCUCUCUUCGUGACACUGAAARAUUGAUCAUGAUUACAGACUGAAAGGUAUAGAUUAAAUGCCAGGCAGUUUGUGAAAUUUUCUCCACAAAUAUUACAGCACCCAGUUGUUUUAAUGGAAGAGGCAUGUUCAUGGACAGAAACGAUAGGUGGAUUCCGUGCGCGGAGUUUGAGAAAUGCUGGCCCCUUGUUGUAGACAUGCAAUAGUAACAGUGCGAUAUACACAGAAAGGAUAUCCAUAAAUAGAAAAUACCGAGAAUCGAAACCAAGUAAGUAAAAGUUUUUGUCAGUAAA